AUGUCGUGGUCACUAAGUUCUGACUUCUCUCUUAUAAAUAACCCUUCUUCUGUAUGGUCCUACGGAUUAAAACCUGAUGGUUUCCUAACUGGACCGUUUAGCUUAUUUACGAACCUAGUUCGGGACUUAAAUAAUGGAAAUGGAACUGGCAUAUUCGCUUGGCUUGAAAAUGGCGCAUCAUUCGGUAACUCCUGGUUAGGUGUCUAUUAUAAUCCUAAUCCAACGACUACUAUCGUGGGUUAUUGUUGCAGCAAAAAGAUAUUUCCUGCUAAAAGUGUAUGCAUGCAUCCCAACACUGAUAGUGGUUCCUCUGUUGUAAGGUUUACUGCACCAACGAAUGGGAAUUAUAGCCUAGACGUGACAUUCCAACACGUCGAUGAUACAGCAACCAAUAGACAUACGGGAGUUUACAUAAUACAUAAUGAUUUUGAGAUUCUUUGGGAGACCGAUCUAAAUGGCGUCGGAUAUUCAGAUUCGUUCAAGUCAAUUGAUAGCGGGAUUGUUGUAAAAGAAAGGGAAACUAUCGAUUUCAUUGUAAGCAAAGGUUUAGAUGGUACGUCAUCUUACGAUAUGACUUUCGCUCGUGUGGAUAUUCAAUUGGUUGCAACUUCAACGAAUGAAAUCCUCCCAACAAACACGGACUCAAUAAAUUCGACGAAUAAAAAUCAUGGUUCUUCAGUAACAGUUGUAAUUUUUAUUGUAUUACUAUUUAUUCUCGUUAUUACUGUUAUUCUGGAUCCCAAUACGAAAACACUUUUAAUAAUCUAUCUUACAUUUAGUGUAUCAAUAUUAUUAGCAAUGGCACUUUCAACUUUUGGAUCUCGUGGUUUAACAGGAGAUGCUCUCUAUGAUGAUACAAUUUCUAGAAUCCGUCGUGAUUUUGAUCGUAUCUUUUCCGAUUUCUUUAAUGAUGCUCCAAGACCUUUGAGUUUGGGACAUGUUGGUCCUAGUGGUUCUGGUGGAGUUUAUGUUCCUCGCGUUGAUGUUGACAACAAUAUUGUCGUUCAUGCCGAAUUACCUGGGGUUUCAAAAGAAAAUGUAAAUGUUGAUAUUCGUGAUAAUCAUCUUAUCCUCAGUGGUGAAAACAAACAAGAAAGUAAUUAUGAUACUUCUACAGGAUGGGUUCGAGAAAGACGAUUUGGCCGUUUUCAGAGAAGUAUCCCUCUUCCGGGUAAUGUUGAUUUUGAAAAAUCUAAUGCCAAGUUCUCUGAUGGUAUCUUGGAAAUUAAACUCCCACGUACUCAAGAAUCUACUGGAAAACGUAUUACUGUUGAAUAG
Messenger RNA from Diversispora eburnea, 1278 nucleotides. NCBI's taxonomy places the organism in Eukaryota, Fungi, Glomeromycota, Glomeromycetes, Diversisporales, Diversisporaceae. The record is from the annotation of a GenBank genome assembly.